AGUUGAACACCUGUCCAAAUAAUCGGGAUGGGAUGGGUGUUUUUUGCCGAUUGCAUUUGCAUUCCUAUUUUGGCCAUCACCAUACUAAUCCGAGACAGUUGAUUUCAACGGUCACUCAUUUUCCUCAGUGAUAAAUAAUCAACCAUUUUAUAAUUUUCCCUUAUUAUCACCACCUUCGUGUCUGUCUUCUCUAAUUUUCUUUGUCGAAUUUGGAAAUAAUUUAUAAUGGCAAUGCCCUUCCACUCUCUUCCUCGUUAAAUUCCAUUGUGUCCCAGCGUGUCCGGAAAUUCAUGGAGUUCUAGUGUGUUUCUGGUGGAAAUGGCUCCAACUGGCACCUCAUUUGUUAAAGUACAGAGGAAUUUGCAGAGGUUUAUGACAGUUCUACAAUCAGCAGCUUCUGAAUGGUUUUUGAUCUUUCUGCUGCUGAUUGAUGCUGCACUAUCGUAUCUGCUGACAAAAUUUGCAAGUUAUUGCAGAUUGCAAAUACCUUGCAUGUUUUGUUCCAGGCUUGAUCAUUUUCUGGGCAAUGAAAAACCUGGAUUUUAUAAAAAUGUAAUUUGCAGCAACCAUAGAUCAGAAAUAUCAACCUUGAUUUCUUGUCACAUUCAUGGGAAGCUUGCUGAUGGCUAUGGAAUGUGUGAGGAAUGUCUAUUGUCAUCCACUAUGAAAAGCAAAUCAAGCACAGAUAUAAACAGACUGUUGAUGGGUAAGUUUGGGUUUGAUAUUGGCGCUGACGGUUUCGAGAACUAUUUGUGGAGUAGAGAACUUGUUUCUGGUUCUGUUGGUACGAGGAUGUGCUCAUGUUGCAAUAAGCCUUGGAGAUCAAGACAGCCUUCCAACAGAGUAGCCCAACUGAAAUCACCUAGGAGUGGGAUGACUAAGCCUGAUAUUCCCAUGCCCCGCCAUUUAACCCACCGUGAAAAUAUAAAGAAAAGGAGAGAGGAUUUUCCUGGAUCUGUAACAUCUCACCGUCUUGUAAGGUGUGGUUGCAAUCCUGGGUCACAAGUAGCAUACACUGAGCUCAAGUUCACUUCUGAUUCUGAGUCAGAAUUCCCAUUUUCUGAUGAUGAUGAGGGCCGUAGUAUUAGUCACAUAAUGAAGGAGCUGAAGGAAGAGCCUAUAGUUCCCCCCAAAACAUUGACCGAUGGUAUAGCCUCGGAGAAGAUGACGUAUCAUUCCUUGAAAGGUUUGGCUUCUGAUGUUGAGUUUAACAGGCAGCAAGCUGAUCACGAAAACUAUCCCUCUGCCUUACCUCAGCUUAUUUCUUUUGAUGAUUUUCCUUCUUCAUCCAGUGUAAUGGACAUUCAUGUAGGAGUGUCAUCGGUGAGAAGUGAGCUCAUGUUUCCUUUCUCUCAGAAUUACAAUCUUUCUGCACUCUCUGAUCUCAUGUCACUGGCAGUUCCCUCAUCAUCUAAUGCUGUUGAAGGUCCUUUGGAAGCAUCAGAAAGGAAAUCAGCAAAUGACACUGGAACGGGUGACAGACAAGAUAUAUCCAUCAACAAGCACAAGGAAAUUUCUAUAUUAACUGCACCUACCAGAGGAGGUGGUCAGGUUGCUAAUGAAGUGCCUUCUAUAAAUUCACGUAGUGCGGAUCUGAUUGAUGUAUGGAAGCCUGCUGCCAGUGGUGAGGAUGGAGAAUCAAGAACUUCUAUGGCAAAAAAACAGACUGUGAAUGGACCUGAAAGAGUUGAUAUGGAGUUGCCAACGGAAAAUGUUUUUGCUGAAGGGCCUGAUUUAUCUUCGCAUAACGCUAUCACUGGGAUUGAAGGUCAUGAUGAUGAAUUGCCGAUGAAUAAUGAUGUGAGAUCUAAUGGAGUUCAAAUGCUUAAGACAGAGAGCACUGGAUCAUCCGGUCUUGAGUCUCUCGAUGGAAGCUUUUUCACUGAGAUUGAAGGUGAAAGUAUUAUUGAUCGGUUAAAGCGACAAGUGGAGUCAGAUAGGAGACACAUAAGCGCUUUGUACAAGGAAUUAGAGGAAGAAAGAAGUGCUUCUGCAAUUUCUGCAAAUCAGGCAAUGGCCAUGAUCACAAGGUUGCAAGAGGAAAAGGCAGCACUUCAUAUGGAGGCCCUGCAGUACUUAAGAAUGAUGGAAGAGCAAGCAGAGUAUGAUGUAGAGGCUCUGGAGAAAGCUAAUGAUCUGCUGGCUGAGAAAGAGAAAGAAAUACAGGACUUGGAAGCAGAGAUAGACUCUUUGCAAUUGAACCUCUCCAAUGAAUCAACAGCAGAGACUAUACAUGUGGAAAGUGAUGAUCUGAAGGGGAAAAACAUGAGUUUAGAGAAUACUUCCCCAUGCUAUGAUGAUACCAUUGUUCCUUGUAGCUCAUCAUUUAGGGAGGUCUUGAAUGACAAUGAGAAACCUGCUAGUGUCAAAUCUUCUUUGUCAGAAUAUGAAGAAGAAAAGUUUCUCAUUUCAAAACGUUUGAAGGGUUUGGAGAGGAAACUUCAUCAAUUUGCAUCUCAUGGGUGUUCGCAAUCCAUGUCUGAUAGUGACUAUUCCCAGGAAGCAGCUCAUGGAGGGCAUAAUGUGGGAAGCCUUCCUGCCCAUGAAAUGUCCAGUGCUUCAGUUGGCAAACAUCAAGUUGUUGCUAACAAUGAAAGUAACCAUCUGAUUUUUGACGGGAAAAAAUCCUCCAAGCAACACAAAGAAAUUGAUUUGGUUGUUCUUGAAAAUGAAAUCUCAGACCUUAAUGGAAGAUUGGAAGCACUUGAAUUUGAUAGGAAUUUUCUGGAGCAUGCUUUCAAUUCUCUUCAAUCUGGAAAAGAGGGACUACAAUUUGUUCAAGAAAUAGUUCAUCAUCUACAAGAGUUGCGGAAAAUUGGGAUGAGAAAUAGUAGCUGAUCUGUUCCUUGAGUUUAUAUGCUUUGUUAUGGGAUAUGCACUUGGCACUACUGAAAGAAUUGGAAGCCAAGCACAUUAUCUACCAGUAUUUCAGCGCAGGACUUGCUAAAUGCUCUGCUGCAUCAUCUCAGCUAUCGUGCUAAAUCAUAUACAGGCAUAAUGAGCUCUCAUGUACAGGUAAUAAGACCUUAGAUUUCUGGAAGAAAAGAAUAACACAUACUCCGAGGAUUGGUUCCGUCCAUUUUGAAGUGAUUUCCUCCUUUUUUUUUUCCGCCCUCCUGGUGGAUUUCUUUAGCUUACCUUUCCUGCUACUACAACUUGUAGGCAGGUUCAUCGUUUUUUAUAGUUUUGAGGGCACCAAUAGAGGAGAUUGCAUAAAGUUGCAUCGUUUUUAUGUACUUCACUAUCUAUAAUUUCUUGAAGUCAACAGAUCCGUUGUAAAUUCGAAAGACCACCUCUCUUCAUUUCUUUCUACCAUGCAGAGGCCACUUUCAUUAUCCCCAGUGACAGAGAUAAGAAAAUAAGAAGCAAUUCUUCUCUCCCUUUAUCCAAUAUAUUUCAACUUUGUAUUUUAA
Molecule: messenger RNA, 3413 nt
Organism: Populus nigra (black poplar)
Lineage: Eukaryota; Viridiplantae; Streptophyta; Magnoliopsida; Malpighiales; Salicaceae
Product: probable myosin-binding protein 4
Exons: 4
Coding region: 319-2838 (839 amino acids)
Molecular function (GO): myosin binding
Source: RefSeq, a predicted model, not a curated record